AUGUUACGUAUUACUACUCGGUGUGUAACAAGGUUAAAUUUCAAUAGAACUUUUGUUUCUCAAUCAAACAUAUCAGGGUUCAAAACUAUAAACCAAGGAUCAAAAUACUCCCCGAAUUUCAAGCAAUAUCUUCGUAUGCCAAAUGAUGAAGCAGGAUCUUUCUUCCACGAUAUUCCUCUUGGAUUGGCUCCUGAAAAUGCUACAGUGAAUAUGGUUGUUGAGAUUCCUAGAUGGUCGAAUGCAAAGUUCGAAAUAUCUAAGGAAUUGCAACUUAAUCCUAUUAUUCAAGAUACAAAAAAGGGUAAACUAAGAUUUGUGAAUAAUAUAUUUCCAUUUAAAGGUUACAUGCAUAACUAUGGUGCAAUUCCUCAGACAUGGGAAGAUCCAACUACGGAGGAAUUUGAAGGAAUUGGACUGAGGGGAGAUAACGACCCUCUAGACUGUUGUGAGAUUGGUUCAGAAGUCUUAAAUAUGGGUGAUAUUAAGAAAGUGAAGAUUUUGGGCUCUUUGGGCUUGAUAGAUGAUGGUGAACUAGAUUGGAAAGUUAUUGUUAUCGAUGUUAAUGAUCCCUUAGCAAAUCAGUUGCAGAAUCUUUCUGACGUAGAGAAAUAUAUGCCUACGCUACUCCAUAAUACAAGAGAAUGGUUUAGAAAUUAUAAAGUACCGCAAGGUAAACCUAAAAAUGAGUUCGCAUUUGAUGAAGAAUAUUUAGAUGUCCCAAAGACUAUAUCCAUAAUCCAAAAAUGUAACAAAUCUUGGGAUAAAUUAAUAUCGGGAAAGGGUUUGGAACCAUUUGAUUCGAUACCAAUGACUCAAAGAUCAUCCAAAGAUAUUCAAAUAGAGUCGAAGGCUGAAGUUGAUUCACCUAUCCCUGUAGAAACAAAGAUAUGGCAUUACGUUUAA
Maudiozyma barnettii is the source of this 903-nucleotide messenger RNA. RefSeq names its product inorganic diphosphatase PPA2 (gene PPA2). The record is from RefSeq and is a predicted model, not a curated record. Gene Ontology annotation, cellular component: nucleus; cytoplasm. The coding region runs from base 1 to 903 and encodes 300 amino acids. Gene Ontology annotation, molecular function: magnesium ion binding; inorganic diphosphate phosphatase activity. The transcript has a single exon. NCBI's taxonomy places the organism in Eukaryota, Fungi, Ascomycota, Saccharomycetes, Saccharomycetales, Saccharomycetaceae. Gene Ontology annotation, biological process: phosphate-containing compound metabolic process.